ACAGGGGUCACUGUAGGCUUCACUGUGCAUGUCGGGUUUGUCACAAGCAAUGACGUGUCAAGCCGAAACGAUGACUUCCGUUUUGUCACUGUGUUCACCUGUGAUUGGAAGCGAGAGGAGAUUAAUGAACUACUUACACAAUUGCGCAAAUAUGCUCUUCUUUUAGUCCGAGCUUGUGGAGUUUACGGACCUUUCGGUGGUCAAUGUCCUCGAAACCCAGAGAAAUACAAUUACAAGAACGUCAACUAGCUCCGCGGCUAGGCUGCCGUGAGAGCUAACGGCGAAUCCACCCAGUGCGCUUGUCCGCAAAAUGGAUUGGAUCUGUGAAAUACUUGAAGCUUUGCUGAUGUUGGCGAUUGUAGCAGUAAUUGUGUUCGUCACGGUGGCGUACGUCACGGCCAGUGAGGUGAACCUGACGCGGGCCAACAAGGAGAAAUGCUUCCUCACUACAGCUGGGAACACAGAGCCGUUUCCCAGUCUCCACGAUCCCCCCUCCAUAGAACUCUCGGUGGUGGUCCCGGCCUACAACGAGGAGCUGCGGCUUCCUGUGAUGCUGAAUGAAGCCAUGGCAUAUUUGGAGAACAGGGAGAGAGGAAAUGCGGCUUUCACCUACGAGGUCAUUGUGGUGGACGAUGGCAGCAAAGACAAGACCACAGAGGUGGCGCUGCGAUACACCAAGAAGUACAGCGCCGAAAAAGUGCGGGUUCUGACUCUGGUGAAGAACCGGGGAAAAGGCGGUGCUGUGCGCAUGGGAACGCUGAGCUCCAGGGGGCGCCUUAUUCUCAUGGCGGACGCGGACGGAGCCACAAAGUUUGCUGACGUUGAAAAGGUGGAAGCGGGCCUUAAAGCUCUCAAUCUCAAGAAGGGCAACUUGGGCAUCUCGUGCGGUUCCAGAGCUCACCUGGAGCAGGAGGCGCUCGCUCAGCGCUCCUUCUUCCGCAACAUCCUCAUGCGCGGCUUCCACUUCCUGGUCUGGUUCCUGUGCGUGCGCGGCGUCCGCGACACGCAGUGCGGCUUCAAGGUGUUCACGCGUGAAGCGGCGCUGCGGACCUUCUCCUCGCUGCACGUGGAACGGUGGGCUUUCGAUGUGGAGCUUUUGUUCAUCGCGCAGUGCUUGAAGAUCCCCAUCGCGGAGGUGGCCGUCAACUGGACCGAGAUCGAAGGUUUACAGAAAAAAAUGGGCCCGUGGACAUGUCACAUUGAUGCUGAUAAAUGCAAAGGGGACAAGACCAGCAAGUCUCGAUUGUUAAGCGUCACACAUUCCGCUAUUGAGAUGGGAAAUUGACGUCAACUUCAACCUUCCAUUGUCCUAAUUGGCUCCAAACUGGUUCCGUUCUGGAGUUGGCUCCAGAUGGGCCGGGACCUGGUCUUCAUCCGUCUGCGCUACCUGAUGGGAGCCUGGAAGCUGCAGCCUCCGAUUAAGAGUGACUAGCUAGUCAGAGGAAAGACUGAUUUGACUUGCAAGCCACUCAGAAGACAAUAUUGUUUUUCUUUUUUUUUUUUUUUUACUCUAGACCGCGUGCUUGUACCGGCCUGCUUUUCCACACGGAGGCGCCGCUUACGAUAUUAUGACACAAGCCUGUGGUAGCUGCCACCCGAAAGCCGUGAGCAUGACUAAAAUGGAAUGACUGUCUUACUUAUCCUGUUUUUCCCCCAUUACUCGUACCACCACUUUUUGACUACUGGUACACAAUAUGGACCUGACUUGUAAACUGCUGUGCUGCAAUAGUAGCACUUCUAGGCUAGCUAGUAGCUAAUACCCCUAACAUGCCCAGUCGUAGUUUUCCCUCACUAGUAACAUGUAGUUGUCCUCCUAGUACUAAUAGAGUAAAAAGGUAAUAUCUAGCACUUCACCAUUAGUCCAGAAAUGUCAAUGAGUACAGUCUUGCCUUGCUAGUACCAUGGAGUUGUCAUGUAGUGCAGAAAUAUCGAACAGUAACGGGGGGGGGGGGGGGGG
Messenger RNA from Syngnathoides biaculeatus (alligator pipefish), 1957 nucleotides. It is a transcript of the gene alg5, whose product is annotated as ALG5 dolichyl-phosphate beta-glucosyltransferase. Gene Ontology annotation, cellular component: endoplasmic reticulum membrane. The coding region runs from base 311 to 1285 and encodes 324 amino acids. Lineage: Eukaryota; Metazoa; Chordata; Actinopteri; Syngnathiformes; Syngnathidae. The transcript has 11 exons. The record is from RefSeq and is a predicted model, not a curated record.